AUGGCCAUGAUGAGUCAUCCCAGUAUGGUGGGUGGUGCUUUAAUGGCCUGUGCUGAGAGCAGUACCGCUGUCUAUGCUGGUAACAUUCGCACCUAUCGAGAGACCUGCCUGUGCAUCCUUGAUGACUAUGAGCGAAAUGGACCUGAUAAUCUUUAUGCACCUGAUGACGGAAGACGCUUUAGAAAGCCUAGUAACAACCUAGGACUCCAGGCUAUGUACCUUGCCAAACAAGUUAACUACGUCAAAACAAAACCAGAAAAGCCUAUUUUCCCCCUCUCCUAUACUCGUCUCAGUGAUGAGUUGGUUUAUCUGGCGACUAAGCAUCUGAGUCCGACAGAUCGUGCACGCAAAUACCCGUACGAUUUCAAUUCCGAUGGAGAUAUCGACACCGCGCGUGUACCGUCCGGGGUUAGCCCGAUCUGCUGGGCACAUGGUCUGCCGUUUUUCCCUGUCUACAAGGGAUACUACAUUCUGUGUGGUCGGCUGCAUGCAAGAUGGGCUGGGUGGAUUUUGCAUCCAUUGGGUAGUCCCCAGGCCAAGUCUUAUCCAACGUGGACUGUUGGUCCAGUCGUCGUGGCCCCAGGCUCAGCUGUUGCACUUAUACGCAAGCUCAAUAAUCAGAUGCAAAUUUGGGACCGAUCAAAGGGACUUCCGGGAGUGAAUUACCCCCGAGCUUUUGGACUGGAGGCUGAUCCUGCCAUGCGCGAUCGCGUUGCAUCCAACCACACUGAUAUUGCGCUUGUGCCCUCGGUAAAUGGUGGUUAUACACUCUGCGCAUUGGUGUGGAUUCGUGGCUACCACCCGCGCUGUGGUCCCAGCUUGCGGUAUUAUCCAAAUCAUUCAAUCGCCCCUGCAACAGUUUUCCACGGAAUACCCCUUGAUUAUCAACAAUAUCUGCACCGACGCUAUUUUAACCAACGGCAUCCAAGUGUCUAUGAGACCGUUGGUAACCAAGAUGCAAAUGAAACAUGGGUUUUCCAGCCGGCUGCAAACACUGAUCCCGAAAUCGCGAGAUAUGAAACUGAAUCGACACCUGAUGACACGACAAUUGCGACUGCUUCAACUCACAGUGCUAGCACUUCGGUUUCUAGCGAAUCAGAAACGAGAACUGAAUCUGAAAGCGAAACCAGCUCUUCUAGUGAAAGCGGCAGCGACUCACCCAUUCAACAUGCGCCGCCACCCCAUAUUCAAGAGCCUCAGCAGUUACAAGGUACACAGCACAUUCAAGAUCAGCCCCAGCAGUUCUCCCAGAACCCUAUGCAAAAUCCACAGCGUAUUCAAAAUCUUCUGCCCUACUUCCAAGGAUUCCAGUACAAUCCAGGUCUGCCAUAUCAUUUUCCGAGUCUUCAAGGUCUUCCACUUUAUAUCCAACCUCUUGCACAGUACUUCCCAGGGUUUCCACCGCAAAUUCAAGGAAUGCUGCAGAUACAAGGACCACCGCAGUACUUUCUGUAUUCCCCGGGUUUUCCACAGACCAUUCAGGUUGUCCCGAGGCCGAUCCAAAACCACCAUAUGCAGCCCGCUCACGGUCUUCCGCCGAUUGAAAAUCAGCCUCCGCAGCGUAUUGAAGAACCUGAGCAGUCCUUUUUUGAUCGAUCUUUGGAACAGCUUCAGGAUCAGCCUGCGCAGCCCACCCAAGGUGUUCUAGAACUGACUGAAGACCAUCCUAUGGAGCCGACUGAAGAUUCUCGGUUCUUCCAGGAUGAAACUCUGCAGACUACUCAACCUCUUCCGCAGCGUGUUUCCGGUACUAUGCUCAACAUCGACGUCGCUGGGCAGCUUCCCCACUUCAAUUAUCCCCUUCCGGAGCCGCACUUUAACCUUUCAAAUCCUAUUUUGGGUCACCCUCCGCAGUAUGUCCAAGAUGACCGUCUGCAACAAAUUGUGAAUAAAUCUUCUGGACUGGCCUAUCAUCUUGAAUAUAUCACUGACGAUAGGGGUCGUUCUACUGCGGUUUACACUCAAAUUCAUAAGGCAUGA
Molecule: messenger RNA, 1980 nt
Organism: Penicillium taxi
Lineage: Eukaryota; Fungi; Ascomycota; Eurotiomycetes; Eurotiales; Aspergillaceae
Exons: 1
Coding region: 1-1980 (659 amino acids)
Source: RefSeq, a predicted model, not a curated record